This is a messenger RNA of Rubroshorea leprosula, 493 nucleotides long. The record is from the annotation of a GenBank genome assembly. NCBI's taxonomy places the organism in Eukaryota, Viridiplantae, Streptophyta, Magnoliopsida, Malvales, Dipterocarpaceae.
AUACGUUCAUUGCUCCCCUACUACAACUAACUAUAUAAGGGAGUCAUAAUGAACGGAUUAGGCAUCUUUUUUGUAUUUCAAUUGUUCUUAUUGUUCGUUGUUCCACUCCUCAAACUAGAUCUACCAUGCGUAUUGAUUGGAGUGCCUUUAUUUUGGUUACUUGUUGCACCAGAAAAGAAUCUGCCUCUAUUGCUCGAACGGUUUGCAGUGUUUAUCUUGUUACUUGAAAAAAACCUGAACAACAAGGACGAGUAGCACCCAGGGCGCUAGUUGAGCAUGAGGGGCGCAUGAGUGAUGAUGAAGACGAAGAAAUCGAGAUCCAGGCUGGGAAUGGCAGGAGACAAAGUGAAGUGCGUGCUUUCGGAGGAGACGCAACCUUGGGAGGGAAAGAGAUACGAGUAAAAUGUAGAGGAAAUUAAAACAAAAUUAAAUAAAGGCUCUCGGCUCCCUUGCACUUCCCUCCCCUUAGACCAAAUAGACUAUUAAUUUCAAA